Carassius gibelio (silver crucian carp) is the source of this 3124-nucleotide messenger RNA. RefSeq names its product kelch-like protein 34. Lineage: Eukaryota; Metazoa; Chordata; Actinopteri; Cypriniformes; Cyprinidae. Bases 329 to 2092 code for a protein of 587 amino acids. The transcript has a single exon. The record is from RefSeq and is a predicted model, not a curated record. Gene Ontology annotation, molecular function: protein binding.
UAGAAAACAUGCCAAUCUUGUUGAGGCAAAAGGUUUGGAGUCUGCCCACUGGGUGGAGGAGAAAUGGUUGACCCACCCCUUUGCAGUCCUAAAGCAUGUGCAAUUGAUGCCUGGAGAAGUCAUGGGCCACAUCCCAACAUACGCGGCUGGUGUACUGACCUUUUUCUUUUCUUCUGUUUUCUUUAGUCUUGAUAACAGUCGACCACCUCAGCCUCCUUCCCUUUUUUUCUUUCCUCUUCCUUCUGUGCUGUGUCUUACUUUCGUUCAGUCCUAACUCAUCUGUUCCUGACCCUGGUCUUCCUUAUUUCUCUCCCUAAAUCUCCUAGUGAUGAAUUACUACCUGAUGCUCAGCAACAGUCAUGGAGAAGGUGUUCUGUCUCGGUACCAGAGCUUGCGUCUAGAGGGUCGAAUGUGUGAUGUUGUUUUGGAGGCAGAAGGUGUGGAGUUCCCUGCUCAUCGGACAUUGUUAGCCUGUUCCAGUGACUACUUCUGGUCUGUGUUUAAGGACUACAAUCUGGAAUCUGGUGCCCACACUAUCAGCUUGCCAGCCUUGUCAUCUCUGGGACUUGAGCAGAUACUGGACUUCGUCUACACCUCAUGGAUCUCACUGUCACCCUCUACUUUGGAGGUCACAUUACAGGCUGCCUGCUAUCUACAGAUCACCCAUGCUGUGGAGCUUUGCACUCAGUACAUCUCAGAAAGCAUUGCUCCUGACAACUGUUGCUUUUUUGCUAACAUAGCAGCUCGCUAUGGCCUUUCUGACGCAUUCAAUAACAGCAACUCUUUUAUUGGCAGUAAUAUGUGCAGGAUACUUGCAUCUGAGGAGCACAAGGCUGAGAUAAUGGAGUUAAACAUUGAUUCUCUGCAAGAGGUGCUCAUAGCUGAGGAGAUGCCAGGAGUGAAGGAGAUAGAUCUUCUGCAGCUGGCUUUGGACUGGCUAGAGUGCAACCCACAAUCUGCCCUGCACAGUAAUGCAUUGCUGAGUCGGAUCCGAUUUGGUUUGAUUCCACCUAAAGAGCUGUCUCAACUCAGUGCACUUAAACCUGCUCUACGUACACCUUUCAUCCAAAGCGUAGUGCAGAAAGCACUUAACUACCACCUUCAGGGUCCCCUAAAACCUCUACUACAAAGUGUCCACACAAGCCUGAGAGCCACAAAGAGCAAGAUUCUUCUGGUGGGAGGAGGACCAGAGGCAAACAGACCCCAGAAUCAGAUCCUAGCCUACGAACCUCACAGUAAGAAAUUCCAGCCACUCUCAGCAUCCCUUCCAAAUAAGCUACAGCACCAGGGAGUAUGCGUUGUUGGGAACUUCCUAUUUGUACUAGGUGGUGAGGUGGUGCAGGUGGAUGAGGAGAAUGAGAAGAGUGCUGUGAUGACUGUUACUAACCAGGUGUGGCGCUAUGACCCACGGUUUGGGCAGUGGGAGGAGAUGGAACCACUCUUGCAGAAGAGGGCACAGUUUGCCUGCUGUGUGGUGGAAGGUGUUAUCUUUGCUAUUGGCGGAGGCGGCCAGAGGGGUGAGCCUGCUUUGUCAUCUGUAGAAAUGUACAAUAUGAGUGAAGGGUGCUGGCACAGUGCUGUAUCCCUACCGUAUUCAGUUCAUGGGCAUGCCUGCACCACUAUUGGAACAGGAAUCUACAUCUCAGGUGGCAUCCAUGUCAACAGCACAGAGAGCAGCAAAGAAGUGCUGUUCCUGAAUGCCUUUGAAGGGGAUGCCUGGCAGAGACGUUCUAACAUGUCUAUAGCCAGAUUUGGCCACCAGAUGGCAACAGUGAGGGGAAGAAUUUACACCUUUUUGGGAAUGUACGAGCACUUCUGUGACAUUGAACGCUACAGUCCUGAGCAAGACCUGUGGACCCGUCUGAAGCCCCUACUGAAUGAUCGCUUCUGCUAUGGUUUGACCACAACAGAGGGCAGACGUGUGCUUAUGUUCGGAGGCAGGAAAUGGCAGGAAGGACAGGAGGUGUGUACAACAAAUGUGCUGGAGUACGAUACAGAAUAUGAUGCCUGGAGGGAAGUGUGUAAACUACCAGGGCCCUUGUGUGGGAUACAAUGUGCCAUUAUGACUCUUCAAGACCCUCCGGAGACCUAAAAGUCAAUCAAAAACACCAUCCCACAUACACACAGACAAACAGAUGGCUGUCUGGGGAAGAGAGAGUUGAAGGACAGGGGUUAUCUUUGUGUCAUGGAUCCGUGACCUGUAAAGUGGCAGGGAAAACAGGAUUUCUAUAUACCCAGAUACAGAAGAUUUUGCAUGGGGUAAAAUGCUGUUAAGUGCUUUAAAGCAAACAGUAAGGUGCUCCUGAAACUAGGUCACUAUGAAUAGAGUAGAGAAAAGCAUGACAUUGAUAGAUGACUUGUCAUAAAGACGUUGUCCCGGGAAAUGGCAAAGAUCCUCUAAGGACACUGGAGGAAAGGACAGAAUGAAGGAUGGAAUUACAGACCACUGCACACUCUGGUCACUGAGUCUUGAAAAGCCUAAAAAAAGGACAGUUUGGACAAGAUUUGACUUUUUGGCACUGCGUGAAGAUCAAAGGUGACAGUCAUAAUGUCUUAUGACGGAGAGACAGCUGUCCUGAAUGUUGGAUUCAGACUGUGAAAGGAGGCUAAACUCACAGACGCUUAACGAGAAAGACAAAUUAGAUCAUUGAUUUAGAAGGGUAUAAGAGAAGUCGAAGUGGACAAGGACAAGUAUCAAGAUCACUGAGUGUGUGUGGGAUGCAGAUGAGCCAAAGGAGGAUGAGGAUAUUUUUAGUGAGCAAUGAUCAACAAAAACUGCACAGUCACACCUAUAUCUGAAAGCUCAGAUAAGUCAGGCUAUGCAUGGAAAUCUAGAUUACUCAUUACAGAUAAUAGAGUGGAAUUAGAAUAUCGAUAUUAAUUGAAGUGAACUGCAAAGAGUGAGAUACACAUCAGCAACAAUAACUAGGCUGGCAUAAAUAUUGAAACUUAAUCAUAUACUUCAUAAUAUAUCAUUUUAAACCUUGUAGCAAUCUUUUCUGGGUUAUAUAAAAGCAAGUAACCUUGAGAUUGUAAAAUGUACAUUGUUGACAUGAUUCAGCAAAUGAAUUGAUGCAAAUAAGAAUCUAAGAAAAGCAUAAAUAAAAGAUUUGACUACAUAACA